AUGUUCCCAGCAGUCCAGAUAAAAAAAACAACAUUUUUAAGACUUUCGAAAAUACUUUCAUUAUCAUCAAUUACAUCAAGAAGUAAAGCACAAGAAUUAAUAAAAAACGGAAAAGUUAAGGUGAAUAAUCAAAUAAUAAAUAAAAAUGUCUUAACAGAUGUAAAUUCAAAUAUUGAAAUAAACGGAAUUAAAAUAAAUGUAGAUAUAAGAACAAAAUUAUGGGGUAUAUAUAAACCAAAACAUGUAUUUUGUAAUACGGAUAAAAAUUAUGAAUAUGAAGAAAAAGAAAUUGCUAAUAAUAAUAGGAUGCUAAAUGACAAUAAAAUGAACUAUCAAAACUAUGAGGACAAAAAAUAUAUCAAAUAUUUAAAUGAUAAUAAUAAUAGAAAAAUAUCAUUAAUUGAUAGUAACUGUGAUAAAACAUUAGUCAUUAAAAGUAAUUCAUCAACUAAAAAUGAAACAGAAAUUCGAAAAAAUUUUGAUCGAAAUUUUUUAAUAGAACCUAAUAAAAGAGAAUUAUUAGUAAGUAAUAAUAUAAGAGUAUCAAGCAAUUCAAAAUUAAAUAUGAAUAUUUUUGAUUUUAUACGAAAAAAAAAUAUAUUGUAUGAAAAAAAAAAUAAAAUAAACAAUUUUAUACCUGAUCAUUUAAUUAUUAUAAAUAGUCUUGACUCUCAUAGUGAAGGAUUAGUUUUAUUUACGAAUGAUGGAGAUUUUGCAAAAAAUUUAAGAAAUGUAAAUAAUAAUAUAUUAACAACAUACUUAAUAAAAGUACAAGGUGAACUUUCUCAAGAAAAGUUAAAGUUGUUAGAAAAAGGAUGCACUAUAAGGAAUACGCGUAUUUCUCCAUUAAGUGUAGAAAUAAUAAAAUCAAAAUUUAUGAGUAAAUGGAUUAAAUUAACAUAUGUAGAGAAAUCUAAAACUGAUUUAGAUUUUUUAUUUUCUAAAUAUAAUCUAGUUAUAAGAAAAUGCAAAAGAUUUUCAUUUGGACCUUAUAAAUCUUCCGAUUUAUCUGAAGAUUUUUUUAUGCCACUAAAAGUACAUUCAACAAUUAAUCAUUUACUACCUAAAUAUACAUCGAAAUUAACUUUAACUGAACCAGAUGGAAAUAGAAUAACAGAUUCUAAUGAAAAAUAUAUAUAUGUAAAAAAUUAUUUACAGAAUACACUAAUUCAAAACAAUUAA
Messenger RNA from Plasmodium gallinaceum, 1182 nucleotides. Its product is annotated as RNA pseudouridylate synthase, putative. Bases 1 to 1182 code for a protein of 393 amino acids. The record is from RefSeq and is a predicted model, not a curated record. Lineage: Eukaryota; Apicomplexa; Aconoidasida; Haemosporida; Plasmodiidae. Gene Ontology annotation, biological process: pseudouridine synthesis. The transcript is spliced from 3 exons. Gene Ontology annotation, molecular function: pseudouridine synthase activity; RNA binding.